AUGGGAUCCUCCUUGCGAUGGGGCCUUUUAAACAUCACAAGACGAGUUGAGACUUUGAGUGGAUUCUCUGAGCUCCCUUCGACAAAGCCAACGUUCCACUUCACGACAAUCUCGCGGGCCGUCUACUUUAUCCCACACUCCGAUGUCAAGCGACUCAAUCCGACAGACGAGAAUACAUUGGGCAAUUGGGCUCCCAGAAAAUCGACCGGCGAGAUUGAGAUUGAGAUUGAGCUUGAGCUUGGCCUUAGCACGGAUGCUCUCGAAAGCUGCAGCAGCGAUCAACGCACAUUAAUCGAUAAGGCUCAAAUUGUAUGGAUCAUCCCAAGAUCGAUCGUCGUCCACUACAAAUUUUCUGUUUUCCCACCAGGGUCUAAGCUCAGUCUCACUGAGAGGCACAGGACAUACAGUUCGGGACAGCAUCCGUCAUUGACAUCUCAUAUACGGAACAAGCUCCGAGUAGGUGUAGGCCCACGGGACUAUUGUUUUGAAGGCAGCUGGCUUGUCUACCUUGUAGGAUGCUCUCACUUGGCCUUCUUUAGCAGAAACUGA
Fusarium poae is the source of this 549-nucleotide messenger RNA. RefSeq lists its product as uncharacterized. The coding region runs from base 1 to 549 and encodes 182 amino acids. The record is from RefSeq and is a predicted model, not a curated record. The transcript has 2 exons. Lineage: Eukaryota; Fungi; Ascomycota; Sordariomycetes; Hypocreales; Nectriaceae.